AUGAUACGGCAUAGUUGCAGAGCACUAAGGUUUGUUAGAAGUUUCCAUGAUUAUAACUCGGAUAUCUUGAAAUUUGUGGCUUCCAACACCUUGAUAAGCGAUUCCGCUGUUUAUAAGGGCAAAUUAUAUGAAUUGACGGUUCAGCGAGAACUGUAUAACAAGCUGCGAAUAGGUCAAUUGGAUGUAGUUGGUGGAGCUCAUGAUGGUGGUGUUGACAUCAAGGCCCUAUGGAAUUUAUUUCCCAUAUUUCAAUGUGCUCUGGAUGCCGGUGUGAUAAAGGAGCCAUCGCUACCUUUAAAGGGGACAAGAAUAAAUGACACACUGGUAAAGCCGUUGGUGAAUCAGUAUGAUAUAAAAAACAAGAUAGCACCAUCAAUUGAAGUUUUGGUGCAGUGCAAAGCUUAUGUUAGCAAGAUUUCUCCAAAGGAGAUAAGGGAACUGGCAGGUACAUAUUUAAGCUUAACCGCUAAAAAUAAGGCAUCCCUGAGCACCAUCCCAAUAAUGUGCUCCCCACAACUACCCACUUCAAGUAGUCUGAAGUUGUUGGAGAAACUCAAUAUACCAUUCCUGUAUUUACGAAUCAACACCCUACGACAUGGAUCGUUAAAUGACUUUGAAUUGACAAACACUGGCCAACUGAUGGGGUAUCUAAUGAAUCCCAUACUGAAGGGCUAUUUAGAAGGUAGUGGGUUUGAAGAAUGGAUGAAGUUUGAGCUGUAUAAUAAUGCCAUGAAUCAUAGUCAAGAUAAGGAUUUCAUUUGA
Messenger RNA from Nakaseomyces glabratus, 762 nucleotides. RefSeq names its product Rrg7p (gene RRG7). Gene Ontology annotation, cellular component: mitochondrion. Lineage: Eukaryota; Fungi; Ascomycota; Saccharomycetes; Saccharomycetales; Saccharomycetaceae. The record is from RefSeq and is a predicted model, not a curated record.